UUUGGUGGGUCUCUCUCUCGUUUUUUAUAUAAACGCGAAUAAUAUCAUUUUGCGUCUCUCUCUUGUUGUUUAUAUGAAAGCGAAUAAUAUCAUUUUGCUUCUCUCUCUCUCUCUCUCCCUCUGUGCCUGCAAGUUGCAAUAACUUGGUUGUCGUACAGGGCACGAGCUGCUUGCUUAUCUUUUGUAGACAUACGGCAUCACGUAGCGAAUUAUGUUCCCUUGGGGAUAAAGAUACCGCAAAAGAAGGCCGAAAAGCUUGUGCUGUUUAAGAGUCAAGUUGACAGGUGUAUCUGUGCUCUCUUGUUGUGUGGUUCUCGAGAGGAGAUUUUUUUUUUUUGUUUUUGCUUUUCAAGAUUCUGGGCAUUUCUGGGCGUUUUCUGUCCAUCAUCAGCCGAACUUCCCUGAGGUUUUGAUUCAUCACUGAAGAAGUGGGUAUAAUUGGAAGUGUUUUUAUGGGCUAGAAGAUCGCGGUGCUCUGAUUAUGGGUUCUUUAAGAGGUUUCUCUUGUGCUGUUGUUGGCUGUCCACUUUCCUAUUCGGUGUAAGGACCAAGAGAAAGAUAGUUUUGAGGGGGUUUGAAUUCUAUCGGGAAGUUGGGUUUUUCCAAGGGAGGUGGAGCUAAAUUUCCUUGGGUCUGCCUAAUUUGUGUGUGUAGGUAGUGGUUGGGAAUUUUAAGUGGAAAAAUUGGUUGCUGGGUUUAAGUGGUGCCUCAAUAGUUUUUCUGAUAUUCUGGAAAAGCAGCAGAGAGAAUUUGAGGGGGCUCUAUUGCUUAAGCAGGGAGAAGAGUCUUCUUGGUCACUUCUGUUGCUAUACUCACCUGAUUCAGGACAGACUUUGUGCCGGAUGGGAAGUGAUGUUGGUGAAGUUGUGGAGACAUCAUAUCCUUCAUCUUUUAAGGUUCACCAUGCAUUGUGUGCAGAGUUCAUGAAAUUAGUUGACAAAGUUUCAAGUAUACUGCCAGCGAUCGAGGCAGCUCGACCUCGAUGCUCGGCUGGAAUACAGGCACUAUGCUUGUUACACCGUGCAAUUGAGAAAGCCCGCCUAAUUCUCCAGCAUUGCAGCGAGUCUAGUAAGCUCUACCUGGCAUUAACUGGGGAUGCAAUAGUCGCAAGAUGUGAAAGGUCAAGGAACAUGUUGGAGCAGAGUUUAGGCCAACUUCAAAAUAUGGUUCCGGUAGUGUUGGCUAUAGAGAUAACCAAGUUACUAGAUGACCUGAGAAGUGCGACAUUUAUCCUGGAACCAUCUGAAGAGGACGCAGGAAAGGCGGUGCAUGACUUGAUUCGGCAGGGUUCUUCAGAAUCGGGUUCAACCGAAAAUUCGGAACUAAAAGCUCUUCAAUUUGCAGCAUCAAAGCUUUUUAUUACUUCUCGAAAGUCGAUAUUGGUGGAAAGAAGAUCAAUCAAGAAGUUACUUGACAAGGUUGGUGAAAGUGAUACAAAGAAGAAGAUUCUACUUUAUCUUUCAUCUAUUCUGAAGAAGUAUGGGAAUUCUAUUGCAAGCGGGCAAACGCAGAGUGUCUACCUGGAGAAUGAAGGAACAUAUUUGACAGCUAAUUCCCCGCAUAAUUCAGUAUAUACAGAAACUGCUGAAGUGGCUGAGGCUCCUUUACCAGGGCACCAUGAGGCUCAAGUUGAUGUUUCUGUUGACACAAUAGUCCCUGAAGAAUUCAAGUGCCCCCUCUCUUCGAGAUUGAUGUAUGAACCAGUCGUGAUUGCUUCUGGACAGACAUUUGAAAGAAUGUGGAUCCAGAAGUGGUUUGAUGAGGGUAAUACUUACUGUCCGAAAACAAAGAAGAAACUAUCCAACCAGUUCUGGACCCCAAAUACUGUCUUAAAGGAACUGAUAUCACAGUGGUGUACAAGACACGGACUAGAAAUACCUGACCCUAUCAUACAGCAAAAAACGGUGCAUCCGUGGGAAAAUUCUAGUACAUCGAUUGCUAGCCUAGGCAGUUCACUGAAUGACCUACGUCUUCAAGUGGACUUCAGUAAUGUCUCGCUUGGGUCCCUGGAGAGCAGCAAUAACUCUGAAUCUCCACUUCAGAGAUUUGCAAAUGCAUUUAAUCCUGGGACCCUGCAUACCAAAGACUUGAAGCAAGACCAUUCGUACGGAAGUUUUGACGAGGAUGAAGAAUAUUUUGAUAUCUUUUCUAAACUGACCGAACUCCCAUGGCAGUCUCAGUGCAAGGUGGUUGAAGAUUUCAAAAGCAAUUUGGAAUCCAAUCACCGGUCUCUUCAUUCGGGAUCAACUGAGAAUUUCCUCGAACCGCUCUUAAGAUUUCUGGGGGAAUCACGUGAUCUAGGUGAUGUAAAAGCUCAGAAGACCGCGUUGCAGUUAUUACUUACGUAUUUGAAAAAGAGCAGAUACGAAGUAUUGCAUGUCCAUCAAGACGGAUUUUCCAUGUUGGCUACCUUUCUCGAUUCGGAAGUAGCUGAACAAGCCAUCGCCAUUGUGGAGAUUCUGUCUACUCAGCAGGAGUGUAGACUGAAAGUUGCGAAUUCCGGAGCUAUUCCUUAUAUUUUGGAGACCCUCGACUGCGAGAUCAGAGACCUCCACGUGUCCGCCCUUAAAAUCCUUUACAACCUCUGCUUGAGUACUGAUCUCCGUCCAUAUGUUGCACCCUGCAUCCCAAAGUUGGUCCAUUUUCUGAAGGAUAGUGAAUUGGCGAAAUACGCUCUUGCUAUCAUCAGGAACUUGUGCGACAUUGAGGAUGCAAGGAUCUCCAUCAUCGAGACCCACGAUUGCAUCACCUCUAUCGCCGAACUACUCGAGAAUGGGAGCAACGAAGAGCAAGAGCAUGCUGUGGCUAUCCUCCUUUCGUUGUGCUCUCAACGCGUACAGUAUUGUCAGUUGGUACUGGAUGAGGGUUAUGCGGUCAUCCCAGCCGUUGUGAGCUUAUCCAUCAAUGGCACCGAGAGAUCGAAAAUAUGUGCUAUAGAAUUACUCCGGCUCUUACGGGAUGUGAAUGACAUUGAUAGUUGUGAUUUCUCAGAUCCGGAUCCUCCUACACACGAAGACCCCGGUUAUCACUGCCCGGAGACGAAACCAUCUUCCAGGAAGUCUGGAUUCUUUGGACGGAAGCUCGCGAUAUUUUCUAAAAAGCCCGUCUCUGCCACGCAACGGAAGAAGAAAUGCAAUUCGUAAUUAGGUUAUUCCGUGACCUCACAACGGCUUACUUAUCUGACAGUGGUGAAGAACGUUACGUAUUCUCGGCGAAAUAAGGUUCUUCUUCCUUAAAACUAGAAUAGAGCAACUUCUGUAAAUUGUCUCAUUGCUAGACUUGGAUCCGCUCAGCUGGGAAAUUUUUGUUAGGCAGCUUAGGCUAGAUCAAAUCUUUGACGGGUACUGUGUAGGGCUGUAUGAUGGGUAGAAAUGUGCAGUUUCUUUUUUCCAUGUUCAUUAUCAAUUGGGAGGGGCUCCUUGUCUGUAGCUUGAAUGGACUCCCUGCUCGCCAACUCGGCGGUCCUCUUAAUUGAGAGUAACGAUUCAAGUUGACGGAUAA
This is a messenger RNA of Eucalyptus grandis, 3501 nucleotides long. RefSeq names its product U-box domain-containing protein 5. Gene Ontology annotation, biological process: protein ubiquitination. The coding region runs from base 843 to 3143 and encodes 766 amino acids. Gene Ontology annotation, cellular component: cytoplasm; nucleus. Gene Ontology annotation, molecular function: protein binding; ubiquitin-protein transferase activity. The transcript is spliced from 6 exons. Lineage: Eukaryota; Viridiplantae; Streptophyta; Magnoliopsida; Myrtales; Myrtaceae. The record is from RefSeq and is a predicted model, not a curated record.